Molecule: messenger RNA, 348 nt
Organism: Penicillium vulpinum
Lineage: Eukaryota; Fungi; Ascomycota; Eurotiomycetes; Eurotiales; Aspergillaceae
Exons: 1
Coding region: 1-348 (115 amino acids)
Source: RefSeq, a predicted model, not a curated record
AUGUCUUCCCCGCAAGGCCAACGUAUUCAAGCCAGCUGUGUCACUAUCUGGGGCAAAGGCGACUACGAGAUUGACAUUGAAACCGAGGAUCGGAUGUCGUACUAUGCAGUUGUCAAGAAGGACUUUGGGAGUUCCUUUGGGCCGCCUCUGACUAUGACUGGAGAGUGUAAUUCGCAAGAACAUGUAUGGAAAGAGUUGGACCGGAUGCUAGGAUUAUGGGCUAGGGUUGAACAGAGCGGGCAACCAAUGACAGAAUACCAGAGGUUGGAAAUAUUUGGAGGACCCAAUGGUCAAAACAAACCUAUUCUGAGGCAGUUCUUUGAAGAACAAAAGAGACAUGGGGCCUGA